Molecule: messenger RNA, 4394 nt
Organism: Rhineura floridana
Lineage: Eukaryota; Metazoa; Chordata; Lepidosauria; Squamata; Rhineuridae
Product: N-acylethanolamine-hydrolyzing acid amidase-like
Exons: 11
Coding region: 55-1257 (400 amino acids)
Biological process (GO): fatty acid metabolic process
Cellular component (GO): lysosome
Molecular function (GO): fatty acid amide hydrolase activity
Source: RefSeq, a predicted model, not a curated record
GAUCUGUGCCAGGCUUCUGGAGUCGCCUCGGCCAGGGCUGUGGGUUGCUCGCUUAUGGGGCGGUGGUUAAGGCUGCGGGGCGCCGCCUGGGGCUCCUUGGCUUUCUCGCUGCUGCGGCUGCUCCUGCUGCUGCGGCUGCCGGGCGGUGGGGCUGCUCCUGCUGCUGCAGCCCCCCAGCCUGCAGCCGCACUCGGGUCGGCAGCGGCGCCCUUGCUUUGCAAUGUCAGCUUGGACAGCCCGCCCGAGCUCCGCUGGCUGCCGGCCCUGCGCCACUUUGACCCGGCCUUCCUGCGAGCCGCGUACGCCCGGAUCAUCCAUGAAGCGGUUCCCAAGUGGGUUCAUGCUAUUAUUCAUCCGCUAGCUGAAGAAAUUGAAUCCUUUUUCCCUCAGCCAUUUGCAGGCGAGGUUCGAGGUCUCUACAAAGCCCUGGGGCUGAACGUUGGGGAUGGAUUGCUCCUCAACUUGGCCUACGAAUGCUCUGCUUUCUGCACCAGUAUUAUUGCGCAGGAUGAUGAUGGAAAUAUAUACCAUGGCCGGAAUAUGGAUUAUCUUUUUGGAGAUAUUUUACGGAAGAUUACCAUUGAUGUGGACUUCUUAAAGAAUGGGCAGGUAAAGUUCAAAGGUACUACAUUUUUCGGUUACGUAGGUUUAUGGACAGGACAAAGUCCACACAAGUUUACAGUUUCUGGAAAUGAGCGAGCUAACGGUUUUUGGUGGGAGAAUGUCGUCGCUGCUUUCCUGAAUCGAAAUUCUCUGGUCAGUUGGCUGGUCAGGACUGUUUUGAAUGAAGCGGAAAGCUUUGAGGCUGCUGCUCUUAUGCUGUCCAAGACGCCAAUUAUAGCUGACGUGUACUACAUCAUUGGGGGCACAACGCCCAGGGAGGGGGCCAUCAUUACAAGAAAGAGAAGUGGGCCGGUAGAUAUUUGGCCCUUGGAUCCUCUGAGUGGAGGGUGGUACCGGGUGGAGACCAACUACGAUCACUGGACAACCCCUCCUCCUUUGGAUGAUCGAAGGACUCCAGCCAUGAAAGCGCUGAAUGCCACUGGACAGAGCAAGAUUAAUCCCAAGUCUCUCUACAAUGUACUAUCAGUACAGCCGGUCUUAAACAACUGUACAGUUUAUACCACUGUAAUGAGUGCUGCAACCCCCGGUGAGUACAUGACACGGAUCAGGACCUUGGAGGGAAAAUGUGAAAGAAGGAAACUGAAAAACACAGGAAAGGCUGGGCUGUGUAUUCAACCCAGGUGCAGAAUAUAAGCACAGAUAAUGGGCACUGCACUCGGAAUUUGCCAUCCUGAAAGAAAAAACCAACUUACUAGUCUCUAAUGAUGUGAAGAUAGCAUGUGGACAAUGCACGGUGAAAUCCCAGACAUGUACAGAGAGCAGACAGCAAUGUCCAAGCGUCAAGAGGAAGGGUUCCUGCAUGAUGGGUAGUGCUCUGACAAAGGAGCAUGAAGUAUGCAAAUAAGCACAGAUAUGCAGAUUCACCUCACCAAAGCUGGCUGAAGAAUUCACUUUUUCCUGGUGCUGAAUUUGAGUGGUGAUGGUGCAUAAUUAGUUGCAUGAUUUUCAGUGGAUGAUGGUCUGACGGCACAUGAUGCAGGGACCUUGCUAAAGCUAAGCAGGUCUGGGUCUGCUCAGUACUGGGAACCUUGUGGAUGCUGCCUUGAAUUCCACGGACGAACAUCAGAAUACACACAGCUGUGGCUGAAAAUGUGUUUCUUAAAUUGGUUUAAGAACGUACCUAUAGCCAACAGAUAUUUCUGUCAAACUCUAAAAAGUGAAGAAAUUGGGCACCUAUAGUGAAUGCACAAGGGGAGCAGGAGACCUGACCUCCUCUCUGAGAUAUUGUAUUGCCCUACAAAUUUGUCAAAAUGCAAACACAAUGUGGGUUGGUCUUUCACAGUCCACUUCCUGUGUAGCUUGGAAGAAUUUGGUAAUAUGUCUCGGCAGAGCUUGGAAAAGUUACUUUUUUGAACUACAACUCCCAUCAACUCCAGCUAGCAUGGCCACUGGAUUGGGUUGAUGGGAGUUGUAGUUCAAAAAAGUAACUUUUCCAAGCUCUGCUCUGAGCAUAUGGUGAGUGGUGGCAGCACCUGUAGUCAGCCCAAAUAACAGAAACAAGACAUGUGCUGUGCAGAUAUUGUUUUAUCCAAACAGCUGUGAGUCUGGCUUUUAGAACACUGAUGGUUCUUACUGAGCAUGCUCGAUGCUAAAAUAAACUUCAAUGUUAACUUUCUUAAAUUAAUUAAAAAUCAGCCAAGCAUUUUUUCAACUUUUAAACUGCAGAAGAUGAAGGUCAGAGUAUGGGGCAAAGUCAGUAAUAGGAUUACAGGUGCUCUGUGAACAUGGCUGAUUUUUAAUUAAUUUCAACACAUUAUGAGACCACUGACAAGUCCAAGAGGGGUCUGGAUUUUUUUUCUCUUGUUUUACACUUUGAACUCUUGAUUCCCUCUGAGUGUUUUGUAUAUCACCAUGAAAACUUAGAGGGUUGUUAAGCAAGCAUUUCUGAGUUCAGGACUAUAGGUUUUGUAACGUUUUGUUUUGAAAUGUUCUUAUGCAAAGCAGCAGAAUGGCAUGGGGGGUAUUUUCAAUUUAACAUUGCGGAAUGUGAAAAAUCCACACUGGCUAUAGUAUAUAGCCACUCUCAUGGCUGUAUAAUGAAUCUUACCGAAGGAUAAAAUAAGGAAGAGUGUAUUCAAAUUUAUUUAUUUAUUUUAUUAUUUGAUUUAUACCCCACCCUUCCUCCCAGCAGGAGCUCAAACGAUGUUCAAAUAGUUAUUACCUGGAAACACAAAUGGAAUAUGAAUAUGCAACUUAAGUUAUAAACGUAACUCUACUCAGAAGAACAAUAUGCAAGACUGAAAUUAAUUACAACUUAACUAUUGCUGAAUCAUACAUUGGCCCACCUAAACUCCACCAGCCCUCUAGUUAAAGCGUACUACAUUAUCCAAGCAGUACCAACUGCAUGGCCUUUAGUUUGAGUGAAGAACAUAGUUUACCAAUCCAGACUGAAAUUCCAGGAAUCAGGCCCCUGUGGUCGUAGAUGCAUAUUACUAGAGAUCAAUCCAGGAAAAAUCCAAGCAGAAAAUUAGUCCAGGUAAAAAUUAAAAAAUAAAAAUGAAAUAAUGAACUCUGAAGCUCACCCAGCGAAGAAAAUAAUUGUUAAAAUUAAUAUAACUGUUAAAGAUACAGAAGACCUCUUGGUUGCCAGGCCCAGCCUCCAAGAGGUCUUCUGUAUCUUUAAAAGUUGUGCAGGGGGAAGGGAGAAUUCCACCUUGUGGUUUUUCCCUUUACAGUGUUGCAAGAACACCUGCACCUGGCUGAAUUUUCUCUUCUCUUAAAGAUACAGAAUCAUUCUCAGGCUCUGAGCCUGGCAACCCUAGUAGACAGCAUAAGACAGAGACCCUAAGGCUAAGUGCAGUCAAAGUCACAUGAAAUCAUACAGAGAAAGAAGGAAAGCAAUAGAGAUAUGCAUAGAUUAUACAUUUCCUCAAGGAAAUCAGGGCAGGGUUAUAUGCUUAGUGAGAGCCAGGCUCUCUCUCCUCCUGCAUAUCCUGGCCAAGCAUCUCAUUCUUAUCUUUCUCCCUAUAUUAUCUCUCCAAGAUCUGCCCCCUUCUGUUUUUUCUUGUUCAGAACAUGUGAAAAGUGUUCUAUACUGAGGAUCAAUUCUCUAACCAUUUAGUUCCCAUGACAACACAUUGCCUGUUGUUUACCAAACAAAACAACGAGCCUGGCCCCAUUUAACCCUCUUCUGUUCAGCUCCAGUCCUUUUAUUUAAAAUGGAAAUUUAAAGUGGAAACUCCACAGCUUCCAGUCCGUCUUUAGCCGUAUCUCAUCUUUAAAAUGUGAUGUGAAUUCAGUGCUUCCAAGGUAACAUGCCACAAACUGAGGCGUCUCCCCCCCCACGCACACACCAGAGUCCUUGUUUGUGAAACUGUUUUGAAGUCAGCAAGAAGUGUGUUGCCAUGGGCUUUAAUAAGAUCAAGAUGUCACCCUAAGUGUUGCUACCUGCUUACCAACACACUCUGCUUUAACCUCCAAGAGGGUUAAGUGCACUUUGCAUUGACCCAGAACAGGAGGCAUCAAUGCAAAUGGUUGGAAGUAAAUUCUGGACAAAGUAUUCAUGAUACACAAGAGGCGGCAAUGAAUAUUAUCUUAGCUGGCUUUUCAAAAAGGACUAGAUACAUUCAUGGAAAACAAGUCACCCCAGUGUAUGGCUCAUGAAUUGAAGCAGAUAACUGGAAUAGUACCCGGGGGGGGGGGGUUUGCUAUUGAUGUAUCAUAUUGUACCUCUUUCAGUCACUAGUUUUACUGUAUUUUAUUUUGUAGUAGUCUAUUCACUGUUUGGGGGGCAGGCAAAAAGUGGUAUAGAAAUAAACUGAUGAUAAUAA